UCUCCAACAAGCUGCAGUGCCUUCACUCUCUCUCUCUUUCUCUCCCUUGAAUGGAAGAAUAGAAAGCUAAGCAGCUGUGUAAAGUUUCAUUUCUCUUCCAAGCUGAGCCCCCUUUACAUUACUCAUCAUUUACCUGCCACUCUCUCUGGAUGUGUUGUACCAGAGGGCAGUGUUGUUAAGUGUUUUAUGUGCUAGAGUGCAUAUAUACCCUCAGUAAUCCUGCUAGUAGUAAUAAACAACUUGUGGGGAACAUAUACACAGUGGAAACCUCCCUUAUAUUCUUCUCCGGUCAUGAACUCUCUACCGGCUUACUCAGGAGCUAGAAUAUCUGGCUGCUGGACUCUAAGAUCUGAUGGAAGUGGAGGUGGUGAGGGAUCACUGGACCGGCUCCUCCCCUCGGUCAGCACAGGCCUCUCACCCAGGAAAAGGACCACCAGUCAGUGUAAAUCUGAGCCUCCUCUCCUACGCACCUCCAAACGAACUAUUUACACCGCUGGCCGGCCGCCCUGGUACAAUGAACACGGAACACAGUCCAAAGAGGCCUUCGUCAUUGGCCUGUGUGGCGGCAGUGCUUCCGGAAAGACGACAGUGGCGAGAAAAAUCAUUGAAGCUCUUGAUGUUCCGUGGGUUGUACUACUCUCCAUGGACUCUUUUUACAAGGUCCUGUCUGAAGAAGAGCAAGCUUUGGCUGCCAGUAACGACUACAACUUCGACCACCCUGAUGCCUUUGACUUUGAUUUGCUGACACACACUCUGCGCAAACUCAAACAGGGCAAGAGCGUGAAAAUCCCAGUCUAUGACUUCACAACCCAUGGCAGACAGAAGGAGUGGAAAACCGUGUAUGGAGCCAGCGUUAUCAUCUUUGAGGGAAUCAUGGCCUUCACAGAUAAAAAGCUUCUGCAGCUACUGGACAUGAAGAUAUUCGUGGACACUGACUCGGACAUCCGGCUAGUGCGACGCCUGAGGAGGGAUAUUUCUGACAGAGGCCGAGACAUUGAGGGUGUAAUCAAACAGUACAACAAGUUUGUCAAGCCAGCAUUUGAGCAGUACAUCGAGCCCACCAUGCGCCUGGCUGAUAUUGUGGUGCCUCGUGGUGGUGGAAAUAUGGUGGCAAUAGAUUUGAUUGUGCAGCACGUACACAGUCAGCUAGAGGAGAGGAAACUUCGCUGGGAUAUGGCAGCCCUGGCCUCUGCACACCAGGCCCAACCCCUCCCCCAGACCCUCAGCGUUUUGGAGAGCACACCCCAAGUCAGGGGGAUGCACACCAUCAUCAGAAACAAGGAAACCAGCCGUGAUGAGUUCAUCUUCUAUUCCAAGAGGUUGAUGCGUCUUUUGAUUGAGCGGGCACUCUCCUUCCUCCCCUCACAGGUCCACGUAGUGCAGACCCCGCAGGGAGAGGAUUAUGAAGGCAGGACUUUCCAUGGGAAGAGGAUCACAGGCGUGUCUAUCCUGCGAGCUGGGGAGACCAUGGAGCCGGCUCUGAGAGCAGUUUGCAAAGAUGUCCGCAUUGGCAAGAUCCUCAUCCAGACCAAUCAGGACACAGGAGAGCCAGAGCUUCACUACCUGCGACUACCCAAAGACAUCAGUGAAGAUCAUGUGAUUCUGAUGGACUGCACAGUGUCAACUGGAGCUGCCGCCAUGAUGGCUGUUCGAGUUUUAUUGGACCAUGAUGUUCAGGAAGACAAGAUCCUGCUGGUGUCUCUGCUCAUGGCAGAAAUGGGAGUCCAUUCUGUAGCCUACGCGUUCCCACAGGUCAAAAUCAUCACCACAGCUGUGGACAAAAAGGUCAACGAUCUAUUCCACAUCAUACCUGGAAUAGGAAACUUUGGGGAUCGAUACUUUGGGACAGAUGCCCCCCCUGACUGGAGCGAUGAAGAGAUGGAUGAGCCCAGUUACUGAUUGAAUUUUUGGCACUGCACUGACUUCUGGGAAGAUUGAGGACUUUGCUCUUCGGAGGAUAAUAUGAGGAAAAACUGUUGCCUUUGCUGGGCCGUAACUUCUGCUCUACGGCCAAAAAGAGCACUAUGGAAAAAACUGACGCAAGACAGACAGUGCUAAUGUACAGUGACUUUGCUAGAUUUUAAAUUAUAUCAUUCUGUGUAAAUUCUGUUGUGUCAUAAAGUUUGAAAUAUUUUUAUAUGUACAGUAUCAGUCCAGAUGUUUGUUUAUACUGUGACAAUCUCUGCAUUGAAGUGUCAAGGCAUUUAUUUAAAGAAAAGAUACAUCUAGCCUUAAGCCGUGCACUGUGGCCGACUAAACUGAAUGUGCAGUAAAAAAAUUUGCACAUGCAGUGAAAAAAAAUCUUUCUUUAAUGGUUAUAUAUUUUACUGCGUACCUUCCUCACAACUUUCACAAAAGUUAAAUUAGAACACGAACUUGUGUUGCUCAACUUCCAUCGCCACAAGCACUUUCUGAAGGACCAUUCAAUUGGAAAAUGUGUAGGUGUAUCUGCCUCUUUUUUUUUAGCUCUCUGGUUCACCCUUUUCCUUCUCGGUUGAUGCUGACCUAACCAGUGGAAAUGGGUGUUAAAAGCAGUUUUUCAUUAUACAGCUUAAAGUAUGCUCUCGUGGUAUGCAGCAUGUCCUUCAUUUACAUAUUUUAGCUAUGGAGAGAUCUGACCAGUGAGCAGGCGAGUCAGACAUCUUUUUAUUGCUAUGAAAAAUGGGUCAAUGCAUUUAACCAACACAGCACAGAUUAUUUCUGUCUCACAUUCUACUCUUCAUGGAGUUUCUUAUGAAGAGCAGAACGUUCUUUUAAUGAACAGCGUUCCUCUAAAGGGUUGAGGAUGCAUAGGAUAAGUGCCUGUUGUGUUUUACAUGGUAUCAGAAUGUAAAUGUUGGAAAAAGACUGUGCCUUUUUUAUGUCAUGUUCUACUAAAGAGAUGGUUUGACAAUGUUAUUUGCCACACAUAAAAAAAAAUCCAUCACUUUUGAUUUCAUUUUAUUAAUGAAUGGAAUGAGCUAUGAGAAUAUGGAACCCAUGAAGGUCAAAAAAGCGAGAUGCUUUUAAGUUGUGCACACUUAAAUUAGCCUAUCUGUAAGUUACAAUCUUGCACUGACAAGAUGAUUUUAUUUUGCACACAAGUUAACUAUAUUGUUUGCAAGAUAUACAUUUUCGCAAUACAUUGCACACACAAGAUACUUGCAUGCACUAUAGACAUAUUUCCACAUUAUCAUAUGUGUAUAAAAGUCAUCUUGUGUGCCCAAGAUAGCAUCCACAUUAUCUUUUGGAUACUGUUUGCACAAAAUAAACAUUUGCCCAAAUACAAUCAUGCUUUUCUUGUGGUAACAAAUUAAAAUGAGUGCACAAAUAUUACCUUGAGUGCACAAGAUGAUUGUGGGAACACAUAUUUUUGUGCCCAUAAUAAUGACUCAAAAAUGUUAAAUUAUCUUGUGCGACACUAAUCUUGUCUGCACUAUAUAAAACUUAUUUUUUCUGUGGGAGCGUGUGUUAAUCUUGUGCUGAUGAGAUUUUUAUUUUACACAGAAGUAGUAUUAGAUAGGACAAUAACAAGUAUUCACAAACGAGAUUUUUUUUAUUUUCUCCCCUUAAACAAGAUGUAUUACACACUCUUGAAAUAAUUACUUGUGUGCAUGAUCUAAAAGUUUUCUACAUAAUAAUUUGUCAUUUACAAAAGUUAUCUUUUGUGCAGAAGAUAAUGUGCACAUAUGUCUUAAGAAAAUCACAUUAUCUUGUGCAUAUUGUGUGCACAAAACACAUAUUUCACCUUGUACAAGAGGAAAAACCAUGUUUUCUUUGUGGUAGAAAAUUAAACUGAGAGCAGAAAUUAUUAUCUUGUUGUAUAUGUGGAUACACUUCUUUUGUGCAAAAUAUUGACUCUAGUUGGCACGAAUUUAAAUUUUUCACUUUGUCUUGAGUGACAAUAAUCCUGUCAACACAUGAUUAAGUUUUUGCACAAUGAAAAAAAAAAAAAUUUUGUGGGAACGAGUGAUAAUGUUGUGCCGACGAGGUUAAUUAAUUUGCACAAAAGUAAUAAUAUGGUUCAUCAGAUAAGACGAGCAUGCACAAAGUAGAAAUUUCCCCAUUAUGUGCACUAUAUAAAAAUAUUCACAUUAUAAUUUGUCAUAUACACAAGUUAUCUUGUGUAGCAUGCCCAAAUCGUUUUGAUAAAAACUAGUACUUUCUGGAUACUGUGUGCACGAAUAAAAAAAUAUGUAUUAAAAUAGUUAUGUUGUUGAAAUGUUCAAUUAUCCUGUGUGACAAUUUAUAAACCUGUGCACACAGGAUAUCUUGUUUUCAUAAUAAAAACAUUUCUUGCGCACACGAUAAAGGGAAUAGCUUGUACGCACAGUUAAAGAAAUCUUUAUGUAGUGUGACAAAUUAUAAUCUUGUGCACACAGGAUCACUUGUUUGCACAAUAUUAAAAAAAAGUUAGAUUUUUUUUUCUUUUGGCAACAAGUUUUAGUAUGUGUACGUUAUUUUUCUUGCAUGCACAAGAUAAUUAUCCGGUGGGCUCGAAUGGCAUUUUUUAGGUCAUGAUCUUGUGCAGACAGGAUAUUUAUACUGUGUCCAAAGAUGAUCAUUUAUACACACAAUUCAAAAGCAAAUCAUUUUAAUUAUCUUGUGUGCACCUCAACAGUCAUUUCACUUGUACAAACAAGACCAUAAAGACAAAAUGUUUAGAAUUUUUGACCUUCAGAGGUUUUAUAUAUCCAGUGGUUAGUUCUGCAUUUAAAGUUCUUUUGAUAUCAUUAUGCAAGGAUCUUCAGCUUCAGUUUCAGUCAUUUCAUGUUUACAACAAAAAAUAAAGAUCACAGUUAUCCUGUACACCUGAAAUUGGUGCUUAGAAACAUAGUUUUGUUUGAAUUUUGGAAAGAAACAGAUGCAUAAACAGAGGAAAACAUCAAACAAAGUAAGUUCCUCCUGUUGGUUCACCUUUAAUUUUCCAUUCAGUCAUCUGCUGCUGUACAGUUUGUGCUUACUGCUGAAUACAUCUGUUAGUGAGUCAUACUGUACUGAAAGUCCAUUGAUUGUUCACAGCCUGUGUGCUGCUCUGUUUCCAUAUC
This is a messenger RNA of Cheilinus undulatus (humphead wrasse), 5027 nucleotides long. RefSeq names its product uridine-cytidine kinase 1-like 1b (gene uckl1b). The record is from RefSeq and is a predicted model, not a curated record. Bases 292 to 1899 code for a protein of 535 amino acids. NCBI's taxonomy places the organism in Eukaryota, Metazoa, Chordata, Actinopteri, Labriformes, Labridae. Gene Ontology annotation, molecular function: ATP binding; kinase activity. The transcript is spliced from 15 exons. Gene Ontology annotation, cellular component: cytoplasm.